This is a messenger RNA of Aspergillus nidulans FGSC A4, 327 nucleotides long. RefSeq names its product 1-phosphatidylinositol-3-phosphate 5-kinase FAB1. Gene Ontology annotation, biological process: phosphatidylinositol metabolic process. The transcript is spliced from 2 exons. The coding region runs from base 1 to 327 and encodes 108 amino acids. The record is from RefSeq and is a predicted model, not a curated record. Gene Ontology annotation, molecular function: ATP binding; phosphatidylinositol kinase activity; nucleotide binding. Lineage: Eukaryota; Fungi; Ascomycota; Eurotiomycetes; Eurotiales; Aspergillaceae.
AUGAUCGCGAUCGACGAGAGUCGCUCCGAGUUAGUAGUGGGUGUCAUCGAUUGUAUCCGUACAUAUACCUGGGAUAAAAAACUCGAGUCUUGGAUCAAAGACCGUGGAUUCGCUGGUGGAGGCAAGAACCGGCCAACGGUUACCAGUCCGAAAGAAUACAAGAGUCGGUUCAGAGAAGCUAUGGCUCGUUAUGUGCUGCAAGCACCAAGUUGCUGGCAUCAGUUCCAAUCCUCACGAUAUGCCGUCAUGGAUACCCAUGUGCAUAUGAACCAGCACCAUUCCCUGACCGACGGAGACGCCGAAGGAGCUGCCGGACAGAGCUUCUAA